AAAGGAACUGUGAGAAGGAGAUAAUCACACUACAAUACUUUCUCAUCCUUAGUUUUACCUGUGACACCCUCGCAAUGACAAGCCGGCGCAGCAAAGGGGACACUUAAGGGGAAUUUACGGAAAUCAUUACAGCUAGGAAACUAUAUCAAAUUAUUGAGAGUAACUAUUGGGGAUAUUCGUUGGUAUCGACUUGGAGUAACUUUGGAUACUUGGACAGUGACUAUCGGAGAAUAUCUAUCUAUUUAUCAUUUUCGCUUACACAUUGCAUGAAACUGAGAGUGGAAGCACCAUGAGUCGGAAAACUAGGCGCUGGAUUUUUCGGGUUUUGCUUUGCCUUGGGAUUGUCUAUUUGAAAAUCGGUGGCUUUUCAUCCGUGGUCGCGCUAGGUGCGAGUAUAAUCUGUAACAAGAUUCCCGGGUUGGCUCCCCGACAGCGGAUAAUCUGCCAGAGUCGCCCCGAUGCCAUUAUUGUCAUCGGAGAGGGAGCACAAAUGGGGAUCAACGAGUGUCAGUUUCAAUUCAAAAAUGGGCGCUGGAACUGCUCUGCGCUUGGAGAGAGAACGGUCUUCGGAAAAGAGUUGAAAGUGGGCAGUAAAGAGGCUGCGUUCACCUAUGCCAUCAUUGCGGCCGGAGUUGCCCACGCCAUCACUGCAGCCUGUACGCAGGGAAACCUGAGUGACUGCAGCUGUGAUACGGAGAAGCAGGGUUUCUACAGUAAAGGCCAGGGCUGGAAGUGGGGAGGCUGUUCAGCAGACAUCAGCUACGGCCUGGGCUUCUCAAAGGUGUUCGUUGAUGCCAGGGAGGUCAAACAGAACGCCAGGUCUCUCAUGAACCUGCAUAACAACGAGGUGGGACGCAAGAUCCUGGAGAAGAACAUGCAUCUGGAAUGCAAGUGUCACGGUGUUUCGGGCUCCUGCACCACUAAAACCUGCUGGACUAAACUUCCCAAGUUUCGCGAGCUCGGCUACAUUCUCAAAGAGAAGUAUGCCCAUGCUCUGCACGUGGAACCGGUCAAAGCCAGCCGCAACAAGCGGCCCAAAUUCCUCAAGAUCAAGAAGCCCUACUCCUACCGGAAGCCCAUGGACACAGACCUUGUGUUCAUUGAGAAGUCCCCUAACUACUGCGAGGCGGACCCGGUGACAGGCAGUAUGGGGACACAGGGCCGGAUGUGUAAUAAGACUGUUACGCAGCAGAUCAGCGGCUGUGACCUGAUGUGCUGUGGACGAGGGUACAACACACACCAGUACUCCCGCGUGUGGCAGUGCAACUGCAAGUUCCUGUGGUGCUGCUACGUCAAAUGCAACACCUGCAGCGAGAGGACAGAGGUGUACACCUGCAAAUGACAGUAUUUAUUGGACCGUCGGAUGUGUGUGUGUGUGUGUGGGUGUGGUUGUGGAUGUGUGUGUGUGUGUGUGCAUAAUGGAAACUUUUUUAGGUAAUGGAUCAUUGCUGUUUUUUCAGCAGUAGACAUUGAGGAACUAUAAGCAGAAGAUGGAACAACAGCGAUUUUGUCUGCACACAAUGCUCCUUCUCCCCUCUCAUUGGACAUAUACUGGGAUGCCUGCAACAGAUCACCAUAAAGGGAAACACACUGUGUCCUGGAUGGCAGGAUGGGACAGCCUCAGGACAUGAACUAUAACACACUGCGCUAUCUGCCAGCCAGCCAGCCAGCCUAUGUUUUUGGACUAUGUGUCAAUGCUGAGACUGUUAAAAAGCUAUGGAUGGAUGUGUACUAUUUGUUGACUGUAGAGUGAAUGGAUUCCCCCAACGCUCACCAUAAAUCAAUGCUGGAUAUAAUGCUGCACAAAUGAAAUUAAACAGCUAUUGGGAAUAUUUAACACACUGUAUUUAGAGACAAAUAAAUCAUAAUAAUUUAUUUCAUAAAGAAACUACUGAUUUGAUCCAUUAUGGAGCAAGUCUUAAUUGUGUAGAUGGUGGGUUCUUCCCCAAUGAGAGUUUUUGUUAUUGUUUUGUUUGUUAAUGCAAUCCAAAAUAGAAUUUAGAGUCAUACACUGGAAUUAGGACCACCUGGAAUAUUCUGUUGCUCAGAUUGUUCCAGGUUAGGCUGGUAAGAGGCUACUGACAUGAGUUUGUGCUUAAUCUGAAAUCGUACCCUAUUCCUUUUGUAGUGGCUCUGGCCAAAAGUAGUGCACUAUAUGGGGAAUAGGGUGCCAUUUUGGACGUGGACUUAGUCUUCCUUCUGUUUGCUGCUAGUCUGGAGAAUCCCUCACUGUGGUCUAAGGGCAUCAACACUACUGUCUGUGUUGAGUGACAACGCUCACCUCAAGCUGACUAAAUUUAACAAGACAUAUUCAACCAGACACUCUUUUUGGUAAAUAUUGGUAAAGAGAGUAUAUUUUGAAAAAGCCUAUUUUUAUAUACAUGUCUUAUUUAUACUAUUUCUUCUGGCAUAUUUCAAUAUCACACUCUUCCCUCUUUAUGCCUCUGGAAAACCCAUUCAAUAUCACACUCUUCCCUCUUUAUGCCUCUGGAAAACCCAUUCAAUAUCACACUCUUCCCUCUUUAUGCCUCUGGAAAACCCAUUCAAUAUCACACUCUUCCCUCUUUAUGCCUCUGGAAAACCCAUGUGGGAAAAUGUGCCACUGCUGUCACUUCAUUGUUGUACUGUAUACUGUAUUGUUGUACUGUAUACUGUAUUGUUGUACUGUAUACUGUAUUGUUGUACUGUAUACUGUAUGUUAUUUGGAGCCAUGUGUUUGUCCCUGUGAAUAUAUGGCUGUGUUCAAACUGCUUUGUUUACUGCAUUUCAUGACUGCUAUGGUUGGAAUACAGGAACGGGGAUAAGACUAACAA
Molecule: messenger RNA, 2813 nt
Organism: Oncorhynchus tshawytscha (Chinook salmon)
Lineage: Eukaryota; Metazoa; Chordata; Actinopteri; Salmoniformes; Salmonidae
Product: protein Wnt-7a
Exons: 4
Coding region: 290-1342 (350 amino acids)
Biological process (GO): neuron differentiation; positive regulation of JNK cascade; canonical Wnt signaling pathway
Cellular component (GO): extracellular region
Molecular function (GO): frizzled binding; cytokine activity
Source: RefSeq, a predicted model, not a curated record